AUGACGAUCACUAACAAAGCGUUCAUGUACAAGAAGCUGCCGGUCGGCUGGCCUGUCGCUGGGCAAGACCUCACCAUCGAGGACAUUGGCUUCGAUGACCAAGCUCCUCCUCCACCAGGAGGCAUCACUACCAAGAAUCUCUACGCGGCCUUCGAUCCAUCUCAGCGAGGCCGCAUGAGGGACGCGAGCAAGACCAAGUCGUACUCCGCCGCCAUGGAGAUCGGCAAGCCGGUUCUCUCAGUGUCUGUCAUUGGCAAGGUGCUCAAAUCUGACAACGACAAGUUCCCUGAAGGCAGUACUGUUCUUAUUGGGAGCUGGUACACCGAGUCUUACAGUGCUGUGCCAGCGAAGAACCUCGGAGGCAGCAUGCUCGGUGCGGCUAGGCUGAUCCAGCCGAAAGAAGGUGUUCCGCUCACUGCGUACUUGGGCGCCCUGGGAAUGACCGGCAUGACGGCUUAUGGAUCAUUACAUGAGCUCGGGCAGCCAAAGAAGGGUGAGGUCAUCCUGGUGUCCGGAGCGGCUGGCGCGGUGGGACAAGUCGUUGGUCAAAUAGCUGUUCGUGAGGGCCUGCACGUCAUCGGAUCCGUCGGAGACGACAAGAAGAUCGAUUUCAUUACCAAGGAGCUGGGCUUCCAUGCUGGUUUUAACUACAAGAAAGAGAAUUUGUCGGAUGCCAUUUCGCGACUGGCUCCGGACGGAAUCGACAUCUACUAUGACAACGUGGGUGGAGAGCUCCUCGAUACUGCUCUGGUUCAUCUAAAAGACUUUGGACGGAUAGUGGCCUGUGGCGGGAUCUCGCAGUACAACAAUGCUUCACCAGACGAAGCAUACGGCGUCAAGAACUACAUGCAUGUCGUGCGCAAGAGGUUGGCAUGGCGUGGCUUCCUAGUCUUCGAUGAGAACAUCAUGAAGCAUUCCAAAGCCCGAGAUGAGAAUAUCGCGAAAUGGAUAGCAGAUGGAAGCUUCAAGUCCGUGGAUCACAUAACGGACGGUAUCGACAAUGCUGUGGAUGGCUUCUUGGGCAUGCUCAAGGGCGCGAAUCUUGGUAAGAGCUUCGUGAAGAUCCAGGAUCCAUGA
Cyphellophora attinorum is the source of this 1077-nucleotide messenger RNA. RefSeq names its product Zinc-type alcohol dehydrogenase-like protein PB24D3.08c. Gene Ontology annotation, molecular function: oxidoreductase activity, acting on the CH-CH group of donors, NAD or NADP as acceptor. The record is from RefSeq and is a predicted model, not a curated record. NCBI's taxonomy places the organism in Eukaryota, Fungi, Ascomycota, Eurotiomycetes, Chaetothyriales, Cyphellophoraceae. Bases 1 to 1077 code for a protein of 358 amino acids. The transcript is spliced from 2 exons.